Messenger RNA from Parus major (Great Tit), 7535 nucleotides. RefSeq names its product ATPase plasma membrane Ca2+ transporting 2 (gene ATP2B2). The coding region runs from base 529 to 4266 and encodes 1245 amino acids. Gene Ontology annotation, biological process: regulation of cytosolic calcium ion concentration; calcium ion transmembrane transport. Gene Ontology annotation, molecular function: P-type calcium transporter activity; ATP binding; ATP hydrolysis activity. Gene Ontology annotation, cellular component: intracellular membrane-bounded organelle; postsynaptic density membrane. NCBI's taxonomy places the organism in Eukaryota, Metazoa, Chordata, Aves, Passeriformes, Paridae. The record is from RefSeq and is a predicted model, not a curated record. The transcript is spliced from 24 exons.
CGUGCGCGGCCCGAGUCCCCGGGCGCUGCCGCCGGUGAGGGGACAGCGGCGGCUCCGCGCUCCCGGCGGCUCCGCUCCGCUCCCGGCUCAGGUCUUGCAUGCUGUGACACAAAGAUCUCAUCGCCCGGUGCGCUAUGUUCAUGUUUUGAAAUCAAGAUUGAUUAGCCAACACGAGAAGACCCAGCUGGUUAUGUGACUCAGAACCCUGUUUAUGAAGCACUCGCUCGUUUUUACAAGACAACUGUCCAGAGGAAGAAAUGACCAUGUAGAUUCUACAGCUUGGGUGCAACAUAAUGGGAAAUGGUGAAUGGAGUGGAGCUGGUCUGCAGCCUUGAGAGCAGCCGUUCUGUGACCUCCAGCCAGUCAGGGACACCCUCCACGCCAGAGGCAUCCUCCACCUCGCUCGCCGGACACACGCGGGAUUCUUUUUAAUUUCUCCGCUUGGAAUUCGAGAUUCCUCUCCUUCGGUUUUUAAACAGUUUUAAGAUUGUAUCAGCUACAACGAGUGGAGCAAUAUAACCAGCCACGAUGGGUGACAUGACAAAUAGCGAUUUUUAUUCCAAGAACCAAAGAAAUGAGGCCAACCAUGCAGGAGAGUUUGGGUGCACACUGCAGGAACUGCGCUCCCUCAUGGAACUCCGAGGGACAGAAGCAGUAGUAAAAAUUAAAGAGACUUAUGGGGAAACAGAGGGGCUCUGCAGACAUCUGAAGACAUCACCAACAGAAGGAUUAGCCGGCACUGCUGCAGACCUAGAAAAAAGAAAGCUUAUUUUUGGAAAAAAUUUUAUACCUCCAAAGAAGCCAAAAACAUUCAUACAGCUAGUUUGGGAAGCGUUGCAGGACGUGACUCUUAUAAUCUUGGAAAUUGCAGCCAUCAUAUCUUUGGGGCUUUCGUUUUAUCAGCCACCUGGAGAAGGGAAUGAAGGGUGUGGAACAGCAACAGGAGGAGCUGAGGAUGAGGGGGAGGCCGAAGCUGGCUGGAUUGAAGGUGCUGCCAUCCUCCUGUCUGUCAUCUGUGUUGUCCUGGUCACUGCCUUCAACGACUGGAGCAAGGAGAAGCAGUUCCGGGGGCUGCAGAGCCGCAUCGAGCAGGAGCAGAAGUUCACCGUGGUGCGAGGGGGACAGGUCAUCCAGAUCCCCGUGGCAGAGAUCGUGGUUGGGGACAUUGCACAGGUGAAAUAUGGUGACCUCCUACCUGCUGAUGGGAUCUUUAUUCAAGGAAAUGAUCUCAAAAUCGAUGAGAGCUCUUUGACUGGAGAGUCCGACCAGGUCCGCAAAUCCGUGGACAAAGACCCGAUGCUGCUGUCAGGCACCCACGUCAUGGAGGGCUCUGGGCGGAUGCUGGUGACUGCUGUGGGGGUGAAUUCCCAGACUGGCAUCAUCUUCACUCUGCUGGGAGCUGGGGGAGAAGAGGAGGAGAAGAAGGACAAGAAAGAUUCUUCCCAUCCCUCCUCCCACCCUCCUCCAGCCACAGAUGGUGCAGCAGGUGCAAAUGCCACUGAUAAUGCAAAUGCCAGCUUAGUCAAUGGCAAGAUGCAGGAUGGGAAUAUGGAGAACAACCAGAACAAAGCCAAGCAGCAGGACGGGGCUGCUGCCAUGGAGAUGCAGCCGCUGAAGAGCGCAGAAGGGGGAGAGGGAGACGACAAGGACAAGAAGAAAUCCAACAUGCACAAGAAAGAAAAAUCCGUCCUUCAGGGAAAGCUGACCAAGCUGGCAGUGCAGAUUGGCAAAGCAGGUCUGGUGAUGUCUGCCAUCACUGUCAUCAUCUUGGUACUGUAUUUUGCCAUUGACACCUUUGUGGUCAACAAGAAGCAGUGGUUGCCUGAGUGCACUCCUGUCUACGUUCAGUAUUUUGUUAAAUUCUUCAUUAUUGGUGUUACUGUGCUCGUGGUUGCUGUUCCUGAGGGACUCCCACUUGCUGUCACUAUUUCUCUGGCUUAUUCUGUAAAGAAAAUGAUGAGGGAUAACAACCUGGUGAGGCACCUGGACGCCUGUGAGACCAUGGGCAACGCCACGGCCAUCUGCUCGGACAAGACGGGCACGCUGACCACCAACCGCAUGACCGUGGUGCAGGCCUACGUGGGCGACGUCCACUACAAGGAGAUCCCCGACCCCGACUCCAUCCCUGCCAAAACCAUGGAGCUGCUGGUCAAUGCAAUUGCCAUCAACAGCGCUUACACUACAAAAAUUCUGCCACCAGAAAAAGAGGGCGGGCUGCCCCGCCAGGUGGGCAAUAAGACAGAGUGUGGCCUCUUGGGCUUUGUCCUGGAUCUGAAGCAGGAUUACGAGCCCGUCCGGAGCCUCAUCCCCGAGGAGAAGCUCUACAAAGUUUACACCUUCAACUCCGUCAGGAAGUCCAUGAGCACGGUCAUUAAAAUGCCGGACGGAAGCUUCCGCAUGUACAGCAAAGGAGCCUCCGAGAUUGUUCUCAAGAAGUGUUCCAGGAUCCUCAACGCAGCUGGGGAGCCUCGGAUCUUCAGGCCCCGCGACAGGGACGAGAUGGUGAAGAAAGUGAUUGAGCCCAUGGCCUGUGAUGGGCUGAGAACCAUCUGUGUGGCUUUCAGAGACUUCCCCAGCAGCCCUGAGCCUGACUGGGACAACGAGAAUGACAUCUUAUCUGACCUGACCUGCAUCUGUGUCGUUGGCAUUGAAGACCCAGUAAGGCCAGAGGUGCCAGAAGCCAUCCGGAAGUGCCAGCGAGCCGGGAUCACCGUGCGCAUGGUCACCGGGGACAACAUCAACACUGCGCGUGCCAUCGCCAUCAAAUGUGGCAUCAUCCACCCAGGAGAGGACUUCCUCUGCCUCGAGGGGAAGGAGUUCAACAGGAGGAUCCGAAAUGAGAAGGGAGAGAUCGAGCAGGAGCGGAUUGACAAAAUCUGGCCAAAGCUCCGGGUGCUUGCUCGCUCUUCCCCCACGGACAAACACACUUUGGUGAAAGGUAUUAUUGACAGCACACAGGUGGAACAGAGGCAGGUGGUAGCUGUGACUGGGGAUGGAACCAACGAUGGACCAGCACUUAAAAAAGCUGAUGUUGGCUUUGCAAUGGGCAUCGCUGGCACGGACGUGGCCAAGGAGGCCUCGGACAUCAUCCUGACGGACGACAACUUCAGCAGCAUCGUCAAGGCCGUCAUGUGGGGCCGCAACGUCUACGACAGCAUCUCCAAGUUCCUGCAGUUCCAGCUGACUGUCAACAUCGUGGCCGUCAUCGUGGCCUUCACCGGAGCCUGCAUCACCCAGGACUCUCCCCUGAAGGCCGUGCAGAUGCUGUGGGUGAACCUGAUCAUGGACACGUUCGCCUCGCUGGCGCUGGCCACGGAGCCGCCGUCGGAGUCGCUGCUGCUGCGCAAACCCUACGGCCGCAACAAGCCGCUCAUCUCCCGCACCAUGAUGAAGAACAUCCUGGGCCACGCUGUCUACCAGCUCACCCUCAUCUUCACCCUGCUCUUUGUCGGUGAGAAAAUGUUUAAGAUCGACAGUGGGAGGAACGCCCCGCUUCACUCUCCUCCUUCUGAGCACUACACCAUCAUCUUCAACACCUUUGUCAUGAUGCAGCUCUUCAACGAGAUCAACGCCCGCAAGAUCCACGGCGAGAGGAACGUCUUCGACGGCAUCUUCAGAAAUCCCAUUUUUUGCACUAUUGUCCUGGGUACAUUCGCUAUCCAGAUAGUAAUUGUCCAGUUUGGAGGAAAACCAUUCAGCUGCUCUCCCCUGCAGCUGGACCAGUGGAUGUGGUGUGUAUUUAUUGGAUUAGGAGAGCUGGUGUGGGGUCAGGUCAUUGCAACCAUCCCAACAAGUAGGCUAAAGUUUUUAAAGGAGGCAGGGAGGCUGACUGAGAAGGAGGAGGUCCCUGAGGAAGAGCUCAAUGAGGAUGUUGAAGAAAUAGAUCAUGCAGAGAGAGAGCUCCGACGUGGACAAAUCCUCUGGUUCCGAGGGCUCAACAGAAUCCAAACCCAGAUCCGCGUCGUGAAGGCAUUCCGUAGCUCUCUCUAUGAAGGUUUAGAAAAACCAGAAUCUAGAACCUCUAUUCACAACUUUAUGACUCAUCCUGAAUUUAGGAUAGAAGAUUCCCAGCCCCACAUCCCACUCAUUGAUGACACAGACCUAGAAGAAGACCCUGCUCUCAAGAAAAACUCGAGUCCACCGUCCUCGCUGAACAAGAACAACAGUGCUAUCGACAGUGGAAUCAAUCUUACAACUGAUACAAGUAAAUCAGCUACCUCUUCUAGUCCAGGAAGCCCAAUACAUAGCCUGGAGACAUCACUUUAGCUGAAAAGGUCACUGCAAAAAAAAAAAAAAAAAGAAAAAGAAAAAAAUGAAAUAGAAAAAGUUAAAGUAAAAUAAAAUAAGAAACCCCACAGCAACCGAGAUAUAUAAAUAUAUAUAUUAAAAACAUUGCUGGCUGAAAAGCUGUUUGAACUCUUAUUCACUCUGAGACAAGUGAAUGAAUUGUUGAUCACAAUGGUUUUGGGGAAAGAAUGAAUGGCUGAUUUACAUACCCCCAGUUCCCUUUCAGAAAAACAAAAACAAAAAAAAAUCCUCCUGCAUGAAUGUACUGUACACUGCUGGCCCUUCUUUCUCUCUUUUUGUUCGUUUUUAUUUCCUUUUUAUUUUGGUUUUUUUUUUUGGUUUGUUUGUUUGGUUUUUUUCCUCCUUAAGCAGGAACUGCAGAGGACUUCUUUCUGAGGCUAUUUAUCCAAUUCACUGGUCUGUGAGUUUUUUGAAAUGCUUGUGUGGCAUGGACUCAAUUGUAUAGAUUAAUUUAAAUAACUUUUUUGAAGUUGCAAAGCUUAACUUGCACAGUAGAUUUGCACCAGUUGGACAGAGGAACUUAAACAUUUAUGAGACUAUAUAUAGAGAUAUAUACAUAUAAGUAUAUAGAUAAUUAAUUAUAUAUAUGUAUAUAUCUAUCUAUAUAUAUAUAGUUAUAUAUAUAUAAAGUUUCUUUGUUGGCAUGUUGCCUUGUUUCUGCUCAAAUUGCUCUGACUAUUUUAACUUAUUUAUGUCCUAAAAAAGAAUGUAAUUUGUUUACAAACCUGUAGAUAAUAUCCUUAACUAUUUGUAGGGUUAAGAAAGCACUUCCUGCCGAAGUAGUAUAAAAAUGGCUCAGCUCAGCUCAUUGAAAAUGUCUGUACUCUUGCACCCUGGAUAUUUUAUUACAACCGUGCUCUGAUUUCUGCCUGAUUUCUUUUGGGUUUUUUUCCUUUUAUUUUCUUUUUAUUUUCUUUUUUUUGUUAAUAAUGUAGAUACUGCUAGUAAAUAACAAAAGAAGCCAAAAUAUAACACAUUGGAUGUAGCAUUGUGAUCCUAUAUACAGGGAGGUAAACCAGGCUUCCUUUGUUUCAAAUAAAAAUCAAAAUGAUCAGGUUCUCUCCUUUUUUUUUUUUCCUUCCUUCCCUCUGAUAAUCUGCUUGAACUCGUUUUGGUGCAACAUACAAUAAUGGAGGCUAUUUCAUUCUUUAGACAUACAGCAAUGGCUUCAAAAACUAUUUUUAGAGAGACAUUAAAUGAGUUUAUAAUUUAAAAUAAGUUAUAUUUGGUUUGUCUAUAUGGAGAUAAAACAGAUGUUAAAAUCUUGUGAUAUACUGUGUUAAUCCUUUUCAAUUAGUACUUUAGGCAUUUAUUUCCUUCUUAUUUGCAAAGUAUGGGCUGUUGGCAUUUUGGAUGAAAAUCACUGUAGGUUAUUGCUUUGAUUUUAUUUUUUUUUUAAGAAAAAAUAUAAUUUCUGCACUAUUAGGACUGAACCAAUCUUUAUUAAUUGUGUAUUGAGAUGUGCUUUGUGUGAUUUUUUUUUUUUUCUAACCGAGCUUGUGUUCCUGUAGUAACACAGUAAUACAUUAUUUUACCUUGAGCUUUCUACCUAGAAAGCUGCUUUGAAAACCUGCAGUAUGGAAGGUGGAAAACAUUUUUCAAGAUGGUAACAGCCCUAAAGCCGUAAAAAAUUAUGAGCUUAUACAAUUGCUAUGUCAACCACUUGAAUGCUAAGCACUUUGUGGAUCACAGAUUUUUCAUAAAUAAUUUUUGUAUUUAAUAUAAAGUUUGCUUGGAGACUUUUCAGCAUAUGAUUUUUUUUCCAUAACUGUACAGUGCAAAAGACAUUUGGAAUUACACAGUCGAUUAUGCCAGGCGUGUUGGAACAAAACACCCUCCAACCAUCUCGGUCAAUUGAGUUGUUAAGGUGUUUUUCUGGUUGUCUUAAAGUUGGCUCCAUGCAGUGGUGCAUCUCUGCAGUCACAGCAGCUUAACCAAGCCAGAACUCUCCAAACCAAGCUUAGACUCAUGGCCAAACUGCAGACUGAACCCAGAUGUUUUCAGGGUGCAUCAGGACUAUCAGCCAGGUAAAGCUCUCAGCAGCUUCCCCUGCCAGCUGCCGGACUCUGGGGUAGGAGCUGCUGUGCUUUUGGCUCAGCCUUGGCUCCGUGGUGCAGGCUGAGGCCAGCAGGGUGGCCCAGGUGGGCAGGAGCCCCUCGCUGUGGCAGCUGGCUGGCAGCAGCCAGGGCUGGGCACCCAGCAGGACGGUGCUCUGUAAAUCGCUGAUUCCCCCUGUACACCACGGAUGGGCUCUUGGGGCCUGCUUGGGAUCUCUGGCCAGAAGACAAAAGUGGUAUCUAUUUACAGGGAAGCCUCUAGCUUUGGACUUGAACAUCUACAGAAGCUAUUAAUACUGGAACAGUUUCUUUUCAGCAUCUUAACACACUGACUGUUUGCCUUUUUGUUUCCAAACGCUCUCCAUGUUUUUUCCAUUUUAUUUUUAUUUUUUUCGAUUUUUUUUCCUGUAGGAGUACCCCUCCCUAAGGUACCAUUUGCAGACUUGAAAACUGUUAAGAAAACGAACACUGCAUUCUGUGUAUAUAUAGUAAAACAUAUAUAAACUGAGAUGCAUAGAAAACUUGGGCUUUUGUGAGCAGAGACUGUGCUUUAUGUAUAUGAUAAAUGAUAGACUUUUUUUUUGGGUUUUUUUUGUUUUUUUAAAGCAGAAUAGCUAUGACCUUUCAACUACGAGUCGUGCAUCACAAUUCCUUUCUUUUAUUGCUUGACCUCUCUGUGAUGGGAACAAUGGAUCAAAAACCAAAAUGAUCAGUUUGUUAAAAUUCCCUGCAAUAUAUAAAUGCUCGCUCUCUACGUACUGUACUUAGCAGCAUGAGAUUUGUGGACAACAAUACAGUGGUACAUUGGCAAUCCAUCCCACUAGGGGUUAUUAAUAUAUGUUCAUUCAUCUGUUUUUAUGAAUUUUUUUAUCUAGACAAUAAUUGUAAAUAAAGAACUUACUCUGUCUGUUCAUUUAAUACUAUGCAAAAGGUUAUGCUUUCUAUUGUUAUUCUUAUUCCUACAGUGUGAUGCUGGAAUGUUUGUGGUUUCAAAAAAAAAACAAACAAAAAAGACAAAAGUAAGUAAAAUAUGUGAUGUAAAUUAUUUUAUAGUUUGAAACAAAAUGAUAAAGUUUUACUCUUGCUGCUUUCUGUCUAAUAGAUCUCUCUUGGCAGGAGCACAAGUGGAAAAUUUAAAGAAAUAAAUUCACAAAGCAGCAUGAACAAUAA